CGGUAAACCCUAAAAGUUUCUGACGAUACUCUCAUUUUUCAUCUGUCAACAUUAACCAGUUAUGUGUUCUCAAGCGACAGCAAGCAGAGAUUCUGCCUCUGUUCCCAAACCGGAUUCCUUCCAUGGUCAUCUUGCGAGGAUCUCCGACGAUUUGACACGGAUGCAACUGCCAGAAAGCAAUCCUGAGUUCCUCCGCGGUCGCGGACGUGGUGGUGCUGUCUCCUUCGCCGGAAAGCCGGUUUCCAUGGAGAACGUAGGUCAGAGGAUGACGAAGUUUCUCCUCAAUGUUGCUAUCCAAGGGAGCUUCGCAGUUGUUCGGGUCAUCCUGCCUACGAAUAACACUGUGGAAGAAUUGAUAGAAGCCGUCAUACAUAUUUACACAAAGGAGAAGAGAAGACCGCUCUUGAAGGAAACCGAUUCUCGACAUUUCGAUCUUCAUUACUCGCAGUACAGCUUUCAGAGUUUAAAUCCGAAGGAGAAGUUGAUAAAUUUGGAUUCUCGUGAUUUCUUUUUGUGCUUGAAGCCCAGCAGCUCCUCGGACCAAGCAAAGAAGGCGGUGGCUGAAACCUCGUUUCCAAUGAUAGUUUCAUAG
Nelumbo nucifera (sacred lotus) is the source of this 592-nucleotide messenger RNA. The record is from RefSeq and is a predicted model, not a curated record. NCBI's taxonomy places the organism in Eukaryota, Viridiplantae, Streptophyta, Magnoliopsida, Proteales, Nelumbonaceae.